CAACAUAGGACCAAUCAGAGGGGACGUCAUGACAGCUCCGCCAAUAGCAUGAACUCGGAGGUGUAUCUACACGCGCGGUGUUCCGUGUGGAAAGUUUGCCGGCUCGGGUGCAAAGUUUCAGCCGUCUGCAAACCUACAGCUCGUCGACAAAUGUUUCUGGAACAUACUCUCUGCGUUCGUGGUGACUUCACACUGAACCUGCCUUUGUUCAACGGACUAAUUCCGCCCGCUAGUACUGUCACAUCAGGAUAAGUUAUGGUGCCGUUGCUGAAUUACGACGCUGUUUACACCGAUUAUAUUGUCUCCGGGAGCUGUUAGCCUUACCCCAGCCGUAAGCUAGGAGCCAAAGCAAGGAGCUAGCUAAGCUGAUGACCGGCUGAUCUAUUCAGAGGAAAAGAAGGUGAAACAUAAUUAGUUUUAACUGAAAGCCGUUCAGAAGAAGAGAAAUAUGGCUUGUGGGCCUAACCGAGUCCGGCUGCUCUGCAUGCUCUCUCUGACUUUUGGUUAUUUCAUCGUGGAGGUUGUGGUCAGCCGGAUCACCUCAUCUUUGUCCAUGCUGUCGGACUCCUUCCAUAUGCUGUCGGAUGUUAUUGCCCUGGUCGUGGCUCUGGUCGCGGUUCGUUUCGCCGAGAAAACCCGGGCGACCAACAAAAAUACAUUCGGCUGGAUACGGGCGGAAGUGAUGGGGGCUCUGGUGAACGCUGUCUUCCUCACCGCGCUCUGCUUCACCAUCGUUCUGGAGGCGAUCGAGCGCUUCACCGAACCCCGGGAGAUCGAUUCUCCAGUGUUGGUGGCCACGGUCGGAGCCGUGGGGCUUCUGGUGAACCUGCUCGGCCUCUGCAUGUUCCACGGUCACGCCGGCGGCGGCCACGGACAUUCUCAUGGUGGGCACAGUCACGGGAGUAAGAACAAGAAAGCAAAAACGAGCCAAAAUGCAGGGAACGGAUCUACAGUAGAUGAAACCAACAACCUGGUGGGGAACCACAACAGUCCAGGAGAGGGGAGGCCAACCAAUGAACUCAACUGUAAUGAUGACACUGAGGUGCAGAUGAACGGCAACACCCACUACGAGGAAAUGGACGCGCAGCAGGACUCGUCGCAGCUCAACAUGCGUGGGGUUUUCCUUCACGUGCUGGGCGACGCCCUGGGCUCCGUCAUUGUGGUCAUUAAUUCUUUAAUAUUCCUGUUUGUGUGGCGGCCCUGCGGAUCCGACAAGGACUGCGUGAACCCGUGUGUCUACGAUCAUGACUCCCACCUGCCGGUCAAUCAAACGAUGCUGCCCAUGAAGAGUGCCGGGCCAUGCUGGGUCCUUUACCUGGACCCGACUCUGUGCCUCUUCAUGGUGACUAUCCUGCUGUACACCACUUACCCUCUGCUCAAAGAGUCGGCCCUCAUCCUGCUUCAGACUGUGCCCAAGCAGAUCAACAUCCACCGACUCAACGAGCGCCUCCAGCGUCUGAACGGCGUUCUGGCGAUCCAUGACCUGCACAUCUGGCAGCUGGCCGGUAGCCGCAUCAUCGCCACGGCUCACAUCAAGUGCCACGACCCCACGUCGUACAUGGAGGUCGCCAAGCGCAUCAAGGACUUCUUUCACAACGAGGGCAUCCACGCCACCACCAUCCAGCCCGAGUUCGUCACCUUCAGCUCCCAGUCCCGCGACUCGCUCUGCGAGCUCUCCUGUCAGACUCAGUGCGCCCCCAAGCUGUGCUGCGGCACAGCUGACAAACAGAGCUCUGAGAAGAAGGUGAGCGGCGACAGCAGGUCGGGCGCGGCCGAUCCGGUGUUGGAGGUGAUCAGCGAGAGCUCAGAGCAGGCGGCGAGCGUUCAGGUGUGCCCCGAGUCUGAGGCCAAAGUUACAGUCACCAAAGAGGCAGAGUCAUCUCUGUGAGAUGGGGAGGAAGUGAGGAGAAGCUGGAAGAAACCACCACUGUAGGAAGGUUUGAUCCUGGUCACUGGAGGAUGCAGUUGACCUCUUUGACCUGUAGUGGCCCUCAAUCUGUUUUAUUUUCUAAUUGUUUUCCUCCUAACAGCAAUGAAUUCCCUCAUUUAAUGUUGUGUUUUAUGCAUUUGAGCCUCGUUUAUCUUCACCAUUCCCCCCGCCCCCCUUAUUGCCCCCACCUCCGCUCACAGCCUCUCUCUUUUAUUGUCUGUCACCCCAGUGGUGUGUUAGAAAUGCAUGUUGGUCUUCACCGACCUCCUCCACUUCUCCUGAACUGGAGCGAGUGCUGCAUGAAUGUCCCUCAUUAACACGGUGUUGUAACACGUCGUCUUGUGGUCUCUCUGUGCCAAAGCUUCUCACUGCAGGACCGAACAAUGUUGGAGAUUUACUCUGCAAAAGAACACUUACACACACUUUUACACACACAAGUAUACACACUUUUCACAUGCAAGUCAGAGCACACAUCACAAGGUUAUUUUGUUCAGCCUAUGGACCUGCGGGCCGGGGGGGUUUACCUUCUUCUGUUGUUGACGUAGGAUUAGCACAGAUCUAUUUUCUUAGCCACUGGCCCUCGAAGGAAAAGUAUUGUAUUUACAUAAUAAUUUAAAUAAGUAUUUAACUUAUUAGGAUUAAUCUUUUUCUCUGUAGAUGCUGUUUGUAUUAUUUAGUUUGGACUAAAUAGAACUUCUUCUCUCUUUUUUUUUGUCAUAGUUUAAUGACAGACCAUCUAUGCUGUAGUCAGUUUUACAAAAAUUAAGAAUUUUUUAUAUGAGAAAAAACAUUUAGGUUUGAGAUGCUGUUAUUAGUUGGAUACAAAAGCCGUGUCAGCACCUCUCUCGCCUUGUCUUUAAAAAAACAAACGGAUAAACAAAUACAACUGCUGUGGUUGAACACUAAGAGCAGUCGUAAGGGAACUUUUCACAUCGGCACAGUCGCGUCAUCCAUCGUUGGUUAAACUGUUGCCUUACAAGCCAGAGGGCGGGGUCUGUUGUAGGGGAACAAUGAGCACUGUAGGACGUGGGUAAAACACACUUCUGUUGAUACUCGACUCACACUUUCCUUCUUCUUUGUUGUUUUUUUUAAAUCCUCAGAAAUGUGCACAGUACCUCGCCACACAAUCCUAGCUGUGAGGUUUUUUUUACACUAUCAGAAAGACCUACAAAGAUUGCAUGACCAAACUCAGUCCUGAUGUUUGUAUUUUCCAGAGCUCCACUCAGCUCUGGUUGCUGCUUACCAGAACCUGCUGGUAUCUGCCAACGUUAUUCAUAACCGUGUGAAGAGUUCUGUGCUCCGGAUGCUGAGCGGGGAGUUUUCUGUCAAUUUAAAGACCCUGAAUUUUUCUUGAUCUAUGAAGAUGUGACAUUUGAAGAUGAUCCAUUGUUGCAUUUCAGAUGUUCACUCCUAAUUAAUGUGUAUGCAAUAUAGAAACGUGUGCUGGGAAA
Messenger RNA from Cynoglossus semilaevis (tongue sole), 3381 nucleotides. It is a transcript of the gene slc30a1a, whose product is annotated as solute carrier family 30 member 1a. The coding region runs from base 449 to 1888 and encodes 479 amino acids. Gene Ontology annotation, cellular component: endoplasmic reticulum; Golgi apparatus; membrane. The record is from RefSeq and is a predicted model, not a curated record. The transcript has 2 exons. Lineage: Eukaryota; Metazoa; Chordata; Actinopteri; Pleuronectiformes; Cynoglossidae. Gene Ontology annotation, biological process: intracellular zinc ion homeostasis; detoxification of zinc ion; zinc ion transmembrane transport. Gene Ontology annotation, molecular function: calcium channel inhibitor activity; zinc ion transmembrane transporter activity.